This is a messenger RNA of Chionomys nivalis (European snow vole), 678 nucleotides long. Its product is annotated as spindlin-2-like. The record is from RefSeq and is a predicted model, not a curated record. Gene Ontology annotation, biological process: regulation of DNA-templated transcription; gamete generation. Gene Ontology annotation, cellular component: cytosol; nucleoplasm. Lineage: Eukaryota; Metazoa; Chordata; Mammalia; Rodentia; Cricetidae. The annotation marks the transcript as partial. The transcript has 3 exons.
CUCCAGAAGCAAAAACUGAGGAGGCCUUUUGAGGCCCUGGAGAAUAUUGUCGGCCGCAGAAUUUCUCACGGCUGGAAGGAAGCCAAUGAACCAGUCACCCAGUGGAAAGCCAUCAUUCUAGAUCAACUGCCAACAAAUCCCUCUCUCUAUUUGUUGAAGUAUGAUGGGAUAGAUUGUGUCUAUGGAUUGGAGCUUCACAGUGAUGAAAGGAUUUUAAACCUUAAGUUCCUGCCUAACAACGUACCAUUUCCUCAGGAGACAGACACUCAUCUCUCAAACACCAUAGUUGGCAGAGCAGUGAAACAUACAUUUGAGGGCACAAAUGGCUCUAAGGAUGACUGGAAGGGGAUGGUCCUAGAGGAGGUGCCAAUCAUGAAGACCUGGUUCUAUAUUACCUACAAGAAAGAUCCGGUCUUGUACGUUUACCACCUCCUGGUUGACUACCUUGAAGGCAACCUCCACAUGAUGCCAGGCUCUAUGGAGGAACCUGUUUCUACAUUACCUACAAGAAAGAUCCAGGAUUCCUUGGCAGGCAAAAGCUUGCAGCACAACGAAAAAGAUGGAACCCAAAAGAUAGGUAAAAUUAUUUACCAAGUUCCCACCAAACCUUCCGUGCAUUUCAUCAAGUGUGAUAAUGACUUCCAUAUCUAUGUCUAUGAUUUGAUGAAGAUCUCUUAA